UACUUUCUGUCCCUGGCUCUAUAAAACACCCAGAGAGCAGAGAGAGAAAGUCAAAGUUUGUGAUCAUCUAUGAGCCUAUGGACAUGAUGAGCCUCAUCAAAAAGAAAGAGACCCUGAGCAUCAGGCGACACACUGUCCUCUACGUUCUCAUUGGCCUGUUGGUGUCUGGAGCUUCCUGUCAAGCUGCAGACACUCCAGAGGAAGAGGUGUCCUCUCUGAGGCUUAAACUAAACUUGUUGAUGAACCGCUACGGACUGCUGUGUAACCAAUUCUCCAACCUGGCAACCAACUGCUCAGCUCCAGUGAUCAACUGCACCGAGUGCCCUGACGGGUGGCUUCGCGUAGGGGAUCAAUGCUUCCUCCUCAGCACUGACAGGGAUGACUAUUUCAAAAGUGCAAAUAAGUGUACAGAGAUAGGCGGCCAUCUUGCCAUCUUGACCACAAAAGAACAGCAUGAAGCCAUGGAACAAGAAGGUAAAAGGAUCGGAGGGAUAUACAUAUACUACUGGAUCGGACUGUCUGACAUUGAGAAUGAAGGAGACUGGAAAUGGGUGGACAACUCAAAACUUAAAACACCAUUUUGGGACGUGUUGAAUUCAGAGCCUGGCAACACCCUGUCCGGUGGUCUGGAAGGAGAGGACUGUGCGGUGGUGAACAGCAACACUCAGACCUGGUCCGAUGUUCCCUGUUCCUUCACGUAUCCCAGAAUCUGUCAGAUGGACGCCCUCCCACUCCAGUGAGACUCAGCACACCACUGCAGGACCAUCACUCAAUCCAGUGUCUAUUAUCUUUGGAAUUUGAUCUACAAAUAAACAAUUAUCUAAAGAUAA
Molecule: messenger RNA, 830 nt
Organism: Anoplopoma fimbria (sablefish)
Lineage: Eukaryota; Metazoa; Chordata; Actinopteri; Perciformes; Anoplopomatidae
Product: perlucin-like protein
Exons: 5
Coding region: 78-740 (220 amino acids)
Molecular function (GO): signaling receptor activity
Source: RefSeq, a predicted model, not a curated record